CUUCACUUCCGCCACUCCCUCGCUCUGCGCAUGCGCCCCCGCUCUCCCCGCCGCCACUCCCUCGCUCUGCGCAUGCUCCCAGCCCCGUGGCGGGAAACGCGGGCUCGGCGCAGGCGCAGUGGCGGAAGCGAAAGCGGAAGCGGCGCAGUGAGGGAGGAGAGGGAAGAUGGCGGCGGCCGCGGCGGCCCCCGAGGACGAGCUGGUCUCGUCGGUGACGCUUUACCGGCGGCGGCCGCGGCUGCUCCGCGGGACCGUGCUGCCCUUCGCCGCCGGUCUCUACCCGGCCUGGCUGUGGCUGUGGGCCGCGCCUGUGGGGCGGGGGGAGGCGGCGGGGCCGCCCGAGGCGGCGCUGUUGGCGCUCGGCGCCAUCGCGGCGCUGCAGCUGCUGACGGCGCUGGCCGGGCUCUGGUCCGUGCACGCCGAGUGCGCCCUCAGCUGCGUCAGGGAGCCCUGUCCCCAAAAAGCCACCCUGGCCAAGGUGGUGCCGACCCCCAACAACGGCUCCGUGGAGUUGGUGCCGAUCCACAGGGAGCAGGGUGAGGAUGGACUGGAAGCUUUGAGCUUUGAAUUCCAGAAAAUCAAAUAUUCCUACGAAAUCCAUGGAAAAAAACAAUUCCUGCCCGUGGUUCCUGUGGAGCAUCCCUUGGGAUUCUACCAGAAUUCCAGAGGGUUCCAGGAGGAGCAGGAAAUCCGGGAAGCUGAGAGGAAAUACGGGAAUAACAAGGCGGAAAUGGUGGUGCCAGAAUUCCUGGAGCUUUUCAAGGAAAGAGCCACGGCUCCGUUCUUCGUGUUCCAGGUGUUCUGCGUGGGGCUCUGGUGCCUGGAUGAGUUUUGGUACUACAGCAUCUUCACCCUCUCCAUGCUCGUGGCCUUCGAGGCCUCCCUGGUGCAGCAGCAGCUGCGGAACCUGGCCGAGAUCCGCAGGAUGGGCAACAAGGCCUUCCCGAUCCAGGUGUACAGGAACCGGAAGUCGCCAAUUUCCAGCGACGAGAUCGUGGCGGGGGACGUCGUUUCCAUCGGCCGCUCCCCCCAGGAGAACUUGGUGCCCUGUGACCUCCUGCUGCUGCGGGGCCGCUGCGUGGUGGACGAGGCCAUGCUGACCGGAGAGUCCGUGCCGCAGAUGAAGGAGCCGGUGGAGGGGCUGAGCCCGGAGCGGGAGCUGGACCUGGGCUCGGACGGGCGGCUCCACGUCCUGUUCGGGGGCACGCGCGUCAUCCAGCACCUGCCGCCGCCGCGCGCCGCCGCCGGCCUCAAGCCUGUGGAUAACGGGUGCUUGGCCUACGCCCUCCGCACCGGCUUCAACACCUCCCAGGGAAAGCUGCUCCGCACGAUCCUCUUUGGGGUGAAGAGAGUCACGGCCAACAACCUGGAGACCUUCAUCUUCAUCCUCUUCCUCCUCGUCUUCGCCAUCGCCGCCGCCGCCUACGUCUGGAUCCAGGGCACCAAGGAUCGGCGGAACCAGUACCGCCUCUUCCUGGAGUGUGCCCUGAUCCUGACGUCCGUGGUGCCCCCCGAGCUGCCCAUCGAGCUCUCCCUGGCCGUCAACACCUCCCUGAUCGCCCUGGCCAAGCUCUAUGUUUAUUGCACGGAGCCGUUCCGGAUCCCCUUUGCAGGGAAGGUUCAGGUUUGCUGCUUCGACAAAACCGGGACCUUGACCAGCGACCACCUCGUGGUGCGAGGGGUGGCCGGGCUCAGGGAAGGCAAGGAAGUGCUGCCAGUGUCGGAAAUCCCUCUGGAAACUCACCGGGCCAUCGCCUGCUGCCACUCCCUGGUGCAGCUGGAGGACGGGACCAUCGUGGGAGACCCUCUGGAAAAAGCCAUGCUGACAGCCGUGGACUGGACCCUGACCCGAGAUGAGAAAGUUUUCCCGAGGAGUCUAAAAACUCCGGGAAUGAGAAUUCACCAGCGCUUUCAUUUCUCCAGUGCCCUGAAGAGGAUGGCGGUGCUGGCUUCCCUGGAAAAUUCCUCCGGAGAAAUCCGAUACCUGGCGGCCGUCAAGGGCGCUCCCGAGACCCUGCAUGCCAUGUUAUCCCAAUGUCCCAGCAACUACCACGAGAUCCAUCGGGAAUUCUCCCACGAGGGCGCGCGGGUCCUGGCCCUGGGCUACAAAGAGUUGGGAGCCCUGAGCCACCAGCAGGUGCGGGAGAUGAAGAGGGAAUCCCUGGAAUGUGACCUGAGAUUUGUGGGAUUCAUCCUGGUCUCGUCCCCGCUCAAAUCCGACUCCAAGGCCGUGAUCCGAGAGAUCCAGAACGCUUCCCACCACGUGGUGAUGAUCACGGGGGACAGCCCGCUGACCGCCUGCCACGUGGCGCGGGAGCUGCACUUCCUGCAGAAGGAGAAGAUCCUGAUCCUGCAGCCCCCGGAGCGCCCCGGGCUGCCCUGGCAGUGGCGAUCCCGGGACGGAUCCGUGGCUCUGCCGGCGUUCCCGGAUUCCCCGCGGGAUCUGACGGAUCCCUUCGAGCUGUGCCUGACCGGGGAGGGGCUGGAGCAGCUCCGGCUGCGGGAUCGGGAUCGGCUGCUCCGCCUCAUCCCCCACAUCCGAGUGUUCGCCCGCGUGGCGCCCAAGCAGAAGGAAUUCGUGAUCACGGCGCUGAAGAGCCUCGGCUACUGCACCCUCAUGUGCGGGGACGGCACCAACGACGUGGGAGCGCUCAAACACGCGGACGUAGGAGUUGCCCUGCUGGCCAACGCUCCGGAGCGCGUUCCCGAGCGGAAGCGUCGGCCCCGCGACACCCUCGGCGACAGCAGGGCCGGAAUUCCCGCCGGGAAUGUCAAACCCUCAUCCCGAGGAGCCAAGCAGAGGCUCCUGGCCCAGCGGGAGGAGCAGCUGGCUGUGCACAGGGAGCGGCUGAGCCAGGUGCUGAGGGACCUGGAAGAGGAGAAGGCCCCAGUGGUGAAGCUGGGGGACGCCAGCAUCGCCGCCCCCUUCACCUCCAAACUCUCCUCCAUCCAGUGCAUCUGCCACGUGAUCAAGCAGGGUCGCUGCACGCUGGUGACCACGCUGCAGAUGUUCAAGAUCCUGGCGCUGAACGCGCUGGUGCUGGCCUACAGCCAGAGCGUGCUCUUCCUGCAGGGAGUCAAGUUCAGCGACCUGCAGGCCACGCUCCAGGGGCUGCUCCUGGCUGCCUGCUUCCUCUUCAUCUCCAGGUCCAAGCCCCUGAAGACUCUUUCCAAGGAGAGGCCCCUUCCCAACAUUUUCAACGCCUACACGGUGCUGACGGUGCUGCUGCAGUUCCUGGUGCAUUUCCUCAGUUUGCUCUUCCUCUACCGGGAGGCGCAGGAGCGCAGCGAGCCCAGGCAGGAGGAGUUUGUGGAUCUGAGCCGGGAGUUCGAGCCCUCGCUGGUGAACAGCACGGUGUAUCUGCUGGCCAUGGCGCUGCAGACGGCCACCUUCGCCAUCAACUACAAGGGCCGGCCGUUCAUGGAGAGCCUGGCGCAGAACCGGGCGCUGCUCUGGGCGCUGCUGCUCUCGGCCGCGGCCGUGCUGGGGCUGCUCAGCGGCGCCUGCCCCGAGCUCAACGGCGCCUUCGGCCUGGCCCACAUCCCGCCCGAGUUCCGGCUGCUGAUCCUGGCGGUGCUGGCGGCCGAUUUCCUGCUGGCCUUUUGUGUGGAUCGGCUCCUGCAGCUCCUGCUGGGCAGCUCCCGCCUCCGCGUGCCUUCCUGAGCUUCCGGAAUUCCCGAAAAAAAACCCGGAAUUCCCAAAAAAAUCCCGGAAUUCCCGAAAAAAAAAAACCCCGGAAUUCCCGACCCCUCGGCGAAGGCGGCGCCCAAAUUCUUGUCACGUUUCCCCAGGACGUCUCGGCAGCUUUCAGGAGUUCCCAGAAUCCCCCAGAGUUUCUUGGAAUUUCCUGGAAUUUUCCGGAAUUUUCCCAGAAUUUUCCGA
This is a messenger RNA of Vidua macroura (Pin-tailed whydah), 3883 nucleotides long. It is a transcript of the gene ATP13A1, whose product is annotated as ATPase 13A1. Gene Ontology annotation, molecular function: membrane protein dislocase activity; ATP hydrolysis activity; P-type ion transporter activity. The record is from RefSeq and is a predicted model, not a curated record. Gene Ontology annotation, biological process: intracellular calcium ion homeostasis; extraction of mislocalized protein from ER membrane. Gene Ontology annotation, cellular component: endoplasmic reticulum membrane. NCBI's taxonomy places the organism in Eukaryota, Metazoa, Chordata, Aves, Passeriformes, Viduidae.